GAUGUAGGUACGGGUACCGGUACCGGGUUCGGGCUGCCUCGUCACCGCCGUCGGACGGCUCACGGUCCCCGCGUUAUCCUCAUCCCGCGGAGCUGUCGGCUCGGCACCAUCUUGUUCCCCGCUGUCUCCCCGCCGCUCUGUUCCCUCCAUCUCCUGCCAUGGGAUUCCCUUCUGCCUUCUCCCUAUGGCCGUGACCCCGCACCGUAGCUGCUAUCUGCUCUCCUGCCCGGCCCUGAGCCCCCCCAGGGCCCUGUACCCUCCAUCCUACAGUCUGACUCCCUCCUGUUCCCCCAGCCGACUCUUUCUUUCCCUUCUGCUUUUAUUCCCUGUGCACUGAGCCCAGACCCUCCUUCCCUCCAUCCCUGCUGUGCCAUAGCGGUGGAACAGCUGUGAUGUGCCUCGUAUGACUCUAUUUGAGUGUUAGUGCUCUAUGGAGGAAACCAGCUGUGACAGAGCCGCUCCACUGCUGCAGGGGAGGUGGACCAGGUGACACGGGGUCCCUUCCAACCCCAACAAAUCUAUGAUGCCGUGUGGUAGCUUCUUUCUCCCACUCUUUGUGGUGGUUUUGCAUCAGCUGUGUCACAAUGUGGCACCCACGUCACUCCUGGAGCACAAAAAGAAGAAGUGAAUGCAUUCCUUGUGCUGUGAGCACAGCGAUAAGGACUGGGGCCUCUUGGACAGGUGGGGGUUUGGUGGAGAUCGGAAGGUUCUCAUCACUCACUCUGAAUUGUUCUCUGUGGGUUGGAACCUGAUUGGCUGGAACAUGGAAUCCAGUGCUGUGCUGCCGAAGUGACACUUGAUGAGUAACAGCUGUGUCUGAUUUACCAUCAAACCCCCAUUUUCCUUUGCUAAAAGAGGCUGAUGGAAAUCUCCCAGUGCUGGGAUGAGGGCUGACAGGGGCACCCAUCAUCCUGCUCUUUCUAGAUGUGCUCUGAAUUAUUAGAUCUUAAUGGUCAUUUUUGCUAUUGAUGUUGCAUGGUUAAGCUGUGCUUGCUGUAAGAUGUUGUCUCACAUUUGUGCCAUUUCCUUGGCCAUCUUUUAUUGGCAUCAGAUAUAUUUUGACUGUUCUUCUUUUGCCCGUCCUGCAUCCAGGCAACUGAUGCAAUUUAUACUUCAAAUUGCGCUGUGAGCUCUAUUAUGGUCAUUACCAAAACUAGUUGGCAGUUAGAAACACUGCUGCUUUUAAUGGCUAAAUGCAAUCUCCUCCCCUCCUAAGACACGUUUCCAAGAAAUACAGGGCUCUACUGUGCAAAGCAGUAACCUGGAAUUACAGGAGUGGAUCCUGCCUGUUAAGAGCUGUGGGUGCCCUGCAGGCAUUCAAGGCCAGGCUGGAUGUGGCUCUGGGCAGCCUGUGCUGCUGGUUGGUGACCCUGCACACAACAGGGGGUUGGAAUUGGAUGAUCAUUGUGGUCCUUUUCAACCCAGGCCAUGCUGUGAUUGUCUUCUCAACCCUCUCUUUCCAAAACAACCUCUGACUUCAGUUUGAUCAUCUCAGUGAAUCAAUAGACCGGAGUCGUAGUCUUACUUUUGAUUCCUGAUGCAAAGGCCUUGUCUUACAGCGUAUGGCUAAGGUCAGCUAAUGAUGCAUGCAUUGGUUAUAAAGACCUUUACAAAAGUGUUGUGAUACUUCAUCAGCUAAUGGACUGAGCACAGCUUCCUUCAGUGCCUUCAGAGUCCAGAAAGCUUCUUGUUGAUGUAUUUCAUCUUUAAUGUGCUAAUGGUCAGGGAUGGAGGGGAAGAAAGGUGGAGUUAGCAGCCAUGUUUGGAGCAAUGGGAGCUGAGAGGGAGAUUUAAAGGAGCAGACUUUUGUGUAGUGCUGCAUGUUGGAGGCAAGGAGGCCUCAGAGCAUCACUUGUGAGUCUCCAUCUCAGUGUCUUAAACCAACUUCUAUCUCUGCUCACAAAAAGGCAAAGCUGUCACUUGUUCUGAGUCACAGGCUGUGGCACAGCUUGAAGGUCGCUAACAAAAAGGGGAAAAUACAAUUUCCUUUUAAUUGCCUUAAGGAUAAACAUAAAUUCAGCAGAAUUAGAAGACCGUCAGAUUACCGUGUCGCUGUUGGGUUUAUUUGUGUGGGUAAAAUGAUAUUCAGAUUGUGGUGUGCUUUAGCAUCAUUUUUGCUGAUCUGGAAAUCUCUUUCUUUUAAGGAGAUUAAAGAGGCACCAUUUGAAAGGCGUGUUUGUCUGAUCUGUUGUUCUGUGCAGCCCUGUUUAUCCAUCCGAGAUUAUCUGGAACCACUGACACAGAGCAGCGCAGCACAGGGAGAGGAGCUGCAAUGACCCCACAGGGCUGGGAUUUAUUCCGGAGUUACUGAAAGAACAGAAAGAGCUUCUUCGGUGGUGAGAGAAAGAAAGGAAAGAGCAGAGUAAAAGCAGUUCCCUGCUCUGAAGGAGAUGCUGCACAUUGUUGUGAAGCAACUGCACGACCUGCGUGACAAUUAUAACAAAUUAAAGGAAGAUUUUGUCUAUAACCUCCGAAUUUUGGAAGAAAGAGAUAAAGAGUUACAGUCCUACGAUGUCACAUUCAGUCGUCUGAAAACGUCUGAGAGCGCAAAGCAGGCGGAGAUCAGCAACCUUAAAAUACAGCUGGAGAAACUGGAGCAGCUUCUGAUCAAAGAAAGGAGAAAAAGAGCUGAACUUCAUUAUCGCUAUCAACAAAACCUCGGAGAAGAUAAGUCAGAGCUGGAGCAGUUUUGCAGGUCACAGAGCAGUCACACAAACCAUCAGCAUGAGGAGCGUGUGAGCCUGAGCCACUGCAUGGAGAGAGAGCUCCAAGAGCUGCAAGGAGAGCUCGCUUGUCAGAAACAGGCUGAAGAGAACCUGCAGAGGACUGAGUACAGUUCUCAUGAAGUGGAGUCUGUUUCUUCUUCUUUCCCUGUUAAGAGACAGCAGUUCAUACAGUCACCAUUGUUGAAUUGUGGUGCUCUUCCUGAUGGAGAGAAGCAGCCAUUUCAGUCUCAUGAUAAAAGUUAUCUCAGGAAAGAUAUCCCUUGCUCGGAAAUACAGAAGCUGCAGGAACAGAAUGCCAACCUUCGGGCUGUUAUUGCACAGAUGAGGAAAGAAAUGGAGAGCCUUGAUGAGCAAACACCGUCCUCAGUGCCUCAGAGAGAGCAAAGUGCCCAUGGCCACACUGCAGGCAUCUCAGCGGUCACUGCUGCUGUCCCGAUGGGAAGGGCUGAAGGUUCGCUCUGCACAGACGGAGCUUCAGGGAGAACCGCAUCCAGCAACAUGAAUGGCAGCUCAGCCAGCUCGGGUUGUGUAGUGAACCCAGGCACAGAAAAGGGGUCAAAUAACAGAGUUAUGGACAAAGAGGUGAUAGAUUUUGGCUCCACCUCAGAUAACUGCUGUCCUGGUGGUGGUAUUCAGCAUGGUGUCAGCUGCACGCCGCAAGGAACACCAAAUAAACUGAAGGAAGCAGCAAGAACAAAGUCAGUUCUGAGCCAAGAGAAGCAGCAGCUGAUUGAAAUGGGAAACAGACUCAGAACAGACCUUGGAAUGAUAUUAAAGGAAGGACUCUGGCAUCCUAUUAGCCCAAAGCUCUGCACAGUCUGUGUUGGCUCUGGUGGCCUUUCUCCAAGAGAGCUUGUCAAAAGAACACAGUGUCAGCUUUCAGCUUUAAGGCAUCUGCAGCACAAGCUCAUAACACAGGAGCUGCAGUAUGCAAAGCAACAGCAUCUCUCCAGGAUCUCUUCUUUAAUUUCCUGCCCCAUCUCAAAGGGAGAAAAAGCUCCAGAAACGGAACCGUUAUCUGUUGAGGUUCAGCUCGAUUCCUCUGCUGGAAAUUAUGAGCCAAAGCAACAAAAGGCAGCUGCUGCAUCCUCAAAGGUUCCAAGUCAGCCACACAAGGAGAGCCCUGGUCAGGCCCAGCAGGUCUGGAUUUCUUCAUCUGGAGCACACAGUUCACGCCAAGCGGGGUUUGAAAUCACGCAUUCAACUGAGCAACCUGGAGAACAUCAGCAACACGGCAAUGCCACGGGUCAGCCUGCAACGCACACAGCACGUUUGGCAGUCACAGGUACCAGGCUGGAGGUUCAGCAGAAGCUAAAAUCCAAGAAUUCCCCGUGUAUGUACCCCAUCAAACGAAAGAUCUCUCCUACCGUGGCCAAAAUCCGCAACUACAACAUUAAGGACUGAUUUAUUUGUUGGCUGCAAGUUCUGUGUCUGCUGUUCAUAUGGAAACGUGAUCUAAAUAUCGCUUUGGUGUUGAUUUUUAUACGUCAGGUUGGGGUGUUUGAGGUCAGAAGAGAAAACAAAUACUCUGUCCCAUGCCGUCAGCCAGCAUAAAGGGUUAAUCCGCAUACGUGGUGAGAUUACAGUCUUCACUGUUAAUACAGGUUUAUUUUAAUUAUAUGCGUUCAAUAUUGCUUGCA
Messenger RNA from Coturnix japonica (Japanese quail), 4366 nucleotides. It is a transcript of the gene CCDC57, whose product is annotated as coiled-coil domain containing 57. The record is from RefSeq and is a predicted model, not a curated record. Lineage: Eukaryota; Metazoa; Chordata; Aves; Galliformes; Phasianidae. Gene Ontology annotation, biological process: positive regulation of mitotic cell cycle; centriole replication; cilium assembly. Gene Ontology annotation, cellular component: spindle microtubule; centriolar satellite; centriole.